Messenger RNA from Dentiscutata heterogama, 289 nucleotides. The record is from the annotation of a GenBank genome assembly. NCBI's taxonomy places the organism in Eukaryota, Fungi, Glomeromycota, Glomeromycetes, Diversisporales, Gigasporaceae.
CGUGCUAAUUUGUCGAUUGAAAUAAAACCGGUUGGUUCGCAAGAAUUGGUUUUAAUAAAACCGGUUGGUUCGCAAGAAUUGGUUUUAAUAAAACCGGUUUUUGCGAAACAACCGGAUUUAUUAAAACCAAUUCUUGCGAAACAAUCGAAUUUAUUAAAACCGAUUCUUGCGAACCAACCGGAUUUAUUAAAACCGAUUUUUGCGAAUCAACCGGAUUUAUUAAAACCGAUUUUUGCGAAUCAACCGGAUUUAUUAAAAUCGAUUAUCGAAUUUGAAAAAUCAAAAUUCG